This is a messenger RNA of Phragmites australis (common reed), 1410 nucleotides long. RefSeq lists its product as uncharacterized. The record is from RefSeq and is a predicted model, not a curated record. Lineage: Eukaryota; Viridiplantae; Streptophyta; Magnoliopsida; Poales; Poaceae. The transcript has a single exon. Bases 262 to 1197 code for a protein of 311 amino acids.
CGUAGCGUGUGAAUGUGAUUAUGCCAAAGUGACCACGCGGCCGGCAAGCCAUCAGCCUUUCAGACCAGAGUCGUCAUCAUCUUCCCUGAGUUCCCUCCUGCUCCUCCGCUGUUGCUUUGCAGGCAAGUCUGGUCUCUGCCGCGACAAAGCAAGGAAUCCGACGCAGCAACAACGGUUAGGUUACAGCACAAGCACGGCGAUCCCAAAACCGACCCAAGAACCGGACGUGUGCACAAACCUCUCCCGAUCUCUCCGCGCGCAAUGGCCGGCGCAACCCCAAUCCCCGCGCAAACCAGCCAUGUCUCUGCGAGGGCGAGGCCAAUCCCUCCUGGCCUCGUGCCCGUGGCCGUGCUGCUCGCCGCCGCCAUCGGCCUUCUCGCCCUGCUGCCUUCCCUGGCUCAGGCUGUGUGGGAGGUGCCCCACCUCUUCCUCCUCGGCCUCGUCAUCUCCUACGGCGUUUUCGUCCACAAGAGCGCCGACGCCGACGGCAAUGACAAUGGAGCCAAGGAGGGCUCCCUGGCGUGGAACUCCCGGUACCACCCCGAGGACGCCCUCGUCGUGGUCACCGAUCACGCGGCGCCAAGUGACGACUGCCAGGAACGCGCAAGGGAGAGGCCGCUUUCCUUGCCUGUGCGGAGGCUGAGGCCGGCGGCGCAAGAAUCCGAAACCGGCAAUGCCAGCGAUGGAAUUGGUGAAGAGACGGACAGCUCUGCGUCCUCGUCAGGGUUCUGGGCCGGUGCGCGCGCCGCCCCUUCGCCGCCAUCUGUUCUUGACGCUGACUUGGGUCUUUCUCCAAGCUCAGAGCCACAGUCUCCGCCGUUCUUCGUCCACAGCACCAACAAGUCCCGUCGGUCCAACGCCGCGACGCCGUCCACCAUGUCCAGGGGCCUCCAAUGUUACCAUCAUUCGAUGCCCGGCGACCAACCGUUAAGCGACGACGGCGAGGUCACCGACUGGGAUGAGGAGGCUGACGGGUCGGAUGAGAUGACCGUGCCGUCAGAGAGGUCGUUCCGUGGCGACUUCAGUAUUUGUGCCAAUGACGGCAAUGAUCACAGUGACGGUGACUCGUCUGCUGACGAAGAGCUUCUCAAGCUGGCGACGAAGGCUGCGGCGGCGGAGGGGGAGGACGAGGUGGACAAGAAGGCCGACGAGUUCAUCGCCAAGUUUAGGGAGCAGAUCAGGCUGCAGAAACUUUAGCCGGUCACGGUAUGUCCGCCGAGCGCCGAGCGCCCACCACAUACAUACCACUACGAAUGGAGAGUGCACUAGUAAUUUGCGCCAUUUUUCGUACAUCUGCUCAUGUUUUAGGUCAUGUUUGAUAUAGCUGAAAUUUAUAAGUUUUUGCUAAAAGUUAUUUAUAGCUUAUGUAAAAAACUAUUGAUUUUAUAAGAAAAUUUUAAAUUCUCAGAA